AUGUCUUCUCCGCCACCAACGAAGCCCCCACGGGGUGUUAAACAAGGGAAAGAAACGAGUGGUCUUCUAAUGUCUGUUAUUCGGACCUUAUCAGCAAGUGAGACAAAUGAGCAGCGUGAAAAGGAGAGGGCUAAAUUGGAAAAGGAGUAUAAAAAGAGUGAUGCCAGACUUGAUGAGCUGGUUGCUGCACAUUCACAAGAAAUUACGGAAGUCAUGCAGAAAUUCACUAGUGUUGGUGCAGCCUUAAGUGCUUGGGGUUCUCAUAAUGCAGCAGCAGUUGCCAGAUUAGCAGCUUGCAGAGCACUACUACGUCUACGUCGUGCUGACUUACGCCGUUUGUGGGCUGAUGCUCGUGCACAUCACCAUGCCUUGCAAAUGUUAGCUGAUAUAGAGCGUGUGGUGGUGUCAGAGCGUUCAUGCAGAGAGCUCGCUAGCGCGGGCCGCGUGCUGGCGGCAGCACACGCUCUGCAGACCGCCCUGCACACGCGCCGCACGCAGCUGCCGCACGUGCGCGCGCUCUCCGCCACCGCGGACAGUCUGCAGGCCAAAAAGUUGGAGUUAGUGGACCAGAUAGUCCGUAGGCUGAGUGACGCCGUGUACCGCAGCGAGCGUGCACCUCUGACACGAAGGCUGUCGGCACGACGGCGCACUGCCUUACUAUUAGCUGAGCUGACAAAGAGCGACGAAGUGACAGACUCGUAUUUACAAGACAUAACUCCAGAAUUUGAAGCUUCUUUAUCAGAGGAAGACAAAACAUUCGAGACGACUGUUAUGAUAUCGCUGGAGGCAUUGGGUGUGUUGGAGCAGCUCCAGGAAGCCACAGAGAAAUUCAAAGUCCAAAUCCAAACGGAGCUAUUGGAAGUGAUCGAUUCGAUAUCACGUCGCAUCAUUGAGGAGGGCGAUGUAGAAGCGGAGCCUGAGUGCGAGGAGGACGGCGAUAUGCCUGAGAACGAGGGUGUGACAGAGACAGGGCGAGCACUUGCGAGGUUUGUUACGUGCUUGGGAGAGGAGUUUAGAGCCUGUGGAGCGAGGAAUAAGAGGCUUUUACAACUUUGGCGCGCUGCCUUGCAGAAGUAUCGACUACCCGACACGACGUUGCACACGGAACAACACUACUGGAGUGCCGUACAGCAAGUUCUGCAACUGCUGCUGACGGAGUACCUGGAGAUCGAGAGCGUGACCCUGGCAGCGCAGCGGUCUAACAACGUGGCCUCGGAACCCGCCACGGAACUCCGUCUGGCGGACUACUUUGCAAAGAAACGACCGCCUAGACGCCGUAGCAAACUAUUCCGGCUUGCAGCGGUGACUACAUUGGGAAGUCCCGCUGCGAGCGGUUCGCGAAGGCAGCGCUAUCCGCUGGUGUGCCGGCCUCAACCCGCGCUGUUGCACGCCGCGCUGCCAGCGCUGCACCCGCUGUGCGCGCACAUCGAGUCGCUGCCUGGGGGCGGCGAGUGUUCGCUGCGCGCGUUCGUGACGGACUACGUGCGGUGGGGCGAGAGCGAGCGCCUGGCGCGGGACGCGCGCAUGCGGAUUGACGCCGCCGCGCGCGCGCCGCACGCCUGGCGCGAGCGCGCGCUCCCGCACGACACAGCUGCUGCGCCCAAGUACGUGCAAUCUCACAAAACUCGAACACAACCCACUAAUACAAGUUUCAACACAGAUACAACCCAGUGA
Messenger RNA from Parnassius mnemosyne (clouded apollo), 1674 nucleotides. NCBI's taxonomy places the organism in Eukaryota, Metazoa, Arthropoda, Insecta, Lepidoptera, Papilionidae. The record is from the annotation of a GenBank genome assembly.